Molecule: messenger RNA, 1271 nt
Organism: Amoebophrya sp. A25
Lineage: Eukaryota; Dinophyceae; Syndiniales; Amoebophryaceae
Source: the annotation of a GenBank genome assembly
GUCAAGGCCUGCGCCGGAAGUUUUGGGAACCAGAUUGCUUGCAUGUUGCUGCCCAAGAUGUUGUCCUUCAGACGUCCCAUGCGUCCAGUAUCAGCACCAGCUACACCACGGACCCUGGCGAUUUUGUUGCUGUCAAUUGAUUUGAAAAGAGACCGGUCACGAACGAUAUGCGCGCUCGCCCCGGAGUCAAUGACUUUGCUGUAGUAUUCAUUCGUUUUGUCGUUGCUGUUGUCUACUUGUCCCACGAGGACGUAGUGGCGGUUGUGACUAGAAGAUGAUGGUGUAGCACUAGAAGACUGCUGUGGACUAGGUGUUGUCGGUGGUGGAACACUACUAGUUGAUGAAGGGCUACUGGCUGUUGAAUUUGAACUACUUGGUCCUACGAGAUUUUCGCUGACUGAAGAUGCAGAAGAACUCGAUGGUGCAAAGUUCUCUGCUGUGUCAGCAGCUUGCGAAAUGCACUAGGUUCCACAAAGGCGAAAAAUGAAUAGUACGCUGCCGGUAGUAUUGUGGGAGGCGGUCGACGGCAUUACGGCCGUCGACUGCGCGCGGGAGGCAAUACAGCCCGCGCCGCUCUCAGCUCGAGCAGCAGAGCCAGGGCGUGGCUGUUCUCUCUUGUGGGGUGGCAUCAGUGCAAAACAUGCCAAGAAAAUAGGCCGCCGGCUGUUGCGCGGCGCGCCGUUGGUGCAGGUGUAUGCCGACCGCGGUCGUGUUGCGCUUCUGUUGAAGAACAAUCCGGCGGGCAUGCGGCGCUUCAAGAGCGUCGGCGGAUGGGAAACAGUGCCAGCAAAUCCCACGGAGUGGCGCAAAACCUAUGGCCACUCUUUCCUUUACUGUUCGAAACAAGACGGUCCGUGCCCAAAACGUAUCGAAGUGUCUUCUUUACGAAUGGUGGAGCCUUUAGGGCUGUGCCUGCUCACCGCAAAUGCGCUCUAUGCCGAUUCGCAGAAAAAGCACGCCCCCAAGCAAUUAGCACUGAAAGCGCGAAAGUGGCUAGGUGUUUUUGGUGAGACAGCAGAGUUCGGAGAUGGCGCGCGGUAUAGUGCUUGGCUGCCUACACAAAUGGGGCAAGGAAUGACGUACAUCCUUGCGGCAUUGUCUGCCGGUGAUAGAGAAUCGCUGACGACGCUUGUGCGCUCGAGUGUUGGAAAGGCAGUAGGCCGGUGCCAACUUUGGGCGAGUCCAGCAACUAAGCAGCACAUUGCGCUAGCUGUCGCGGAGCCAGACACUGUCGAACCGCGUUGGCAGAAAAAUCGGGACGGUCUCGGAUG